UCGGACAAACUAUUUAGUGGAAAAGGCUUACAUUUUCAGCCAUCAGUUCUAGAUUUUGGAAUACAGUUCCUGGGACAUCCUGCCGCGAAGGUUCUAUUUGCUUACAACCCUAGCAGGGACAGCGAGGUUGUGGUGAACUCAGUGUUUACAGCUGUUGGACACUUCCAUGUGCCUCCUGUUCCCUGCAGGGUAAUUCCAGCAAUGGGGAAAAUUUCCUUCAGAAUUAUUUUCUUACCUACUGAGGAAGGAAGCAUCGAAAGUUCUUUAUUUAUUAAUACCUCUUCAUAUGGAGUCCUUUCCUAUCAUGUAUCUGGAAUUGGGACUCGCAGAAUCUCUAGAGAAGGGUCAGCAAAGCAGCUGCCAAAUGCGUAUUUUCUGCUUCCACAGGUUCAGAGCAUUCAGCUGUCACAAACACAGGCAGAAACCACGAACACUAGCCUCUUGCAGGUGCAGCUGGAGUGCAGUUUACAUAAUAAAGUGUGCCAGCAAUUAAAGAGUUGUUAUCUGCAAUCUGAUGAUGUUUUGCGCAUACAAAUGAGCAUUAUGGUAACAAUGGAAAACGCCUCAAAAGAAUUUGAAGACAAUGCACAAGAUUUGUUAGAUCAUCUCUCUAUUGUUUAUGUAGCUACAGAUAAAUCUGAGACAUCAGGUGAUUCAGCAGUAAAUAUGUAUAUCUUACAUUCAGGAAACAGUCUUAUAUGGAUACAGGACGUCCAUCAUUUCCCAAAGAGAGAUGCUCUGUCUCUGCAGUUUGAACCAGUGUUACUUCCUACUUCUACAACAAACUUUACAAAAAUUGCUUCUUUUACUUGCAAAGCUACAUCAUGUGAUGGUGGAAUUAUAGAAGAUGUGAAGAAAACAAAACACACUCCAACACUGAAAGCCUGCCUCGCCUCUUCCGUGGCUCAAGGGUAUUUUAGAGUGGACUCUUCUGCAACCCAGUUUCACAUAGAGACUCAUGAGAACACUUCAGGACUUUGGUCAAUAUGGUACCGCAACCAUUUCGACCGUAGUGUUGUAUUAAAUGAUGUGUUUGUUUCCAAGGAGACAAAGCACAUUUUAAAGAUUCUGAAUUUCACUGGCCCUUUAUUUCUACCUCCAGGCUGUUGGAAUAUAUUUUCUUUGAGACUUGCUGUUAAAGACAUGGCCAUAAAUCUGUUCACCAAUGUCUUUUUGACCACAAACAUAGGUGCUAUUUUUGCAAUACCGCUACAGAUUUACUCAGCACCGACCAAGGAAGGGAGUCUGGGUUUUGAAGUGAUAGCACAUUGUGGCAUGCAUUAUUUCAUGGGAAAGUCAAAAGCAGGAAAUCCUAAUUGGAAUAGGAGCCUUUCUCUGGAUCGGUCUACCUGGGAUGUGGAUUCCGAACUUGCAAAUAAAUUGUAUGAAAGGUGGAAGAAAUAUAAAAAUGGCGAUGUCUGCAAGAGGAAUGUUUUGGGAAUGACUCGGUUUACUCCCUUGAAGAAAUCCAAGGAGUCAGAGUCCUUUGUCUUCUUCCUCCCUCGUUUGGUCACAGAGCCUGCCCUCGUGUUAAACUUCAGUGCAACUGCCCUCAGGAACAGUGUGCUGAAGUCCUUUGCGGUGAAGAACCCGUCCUCUCGGCCAGUCUCCCUGCAGCUCCUGCCUCUGUCCUUGUACCCUAAACCCGAAGCCAUAGUGCGCCUGCUGCACAAAUGGUUUGGCACUGAUAUCCAGAUGAUGAAUUUCACAACUGGUGAAUUCCAGCUCACCAAAGCUUGCCCCUACCAGGGUGUGCGUUCUGAGGAACCCAGGUUUGGCAUCCUGCAUUUACAUCUGCAGCCUUUGGAAACGAAAAGGGUUGGUGUUGUUUUCACGCCUGCUGACUAUGGAAAAGUUACCUCACUCAUACUAAUCCGGAAUAACUUGACUGUUAUUGACAUAGUUGGUGUGGAAGGAUUUGGAGCAAGAGAAUUACUGAGAGUGGGCGGAAGACUUCCUGGUGCUGGAGGCUCACUCCGAUUUAAGGUGCCCGAGUCCACGCUCAUGGACUGCCGUCGACAAUUGAAAGACAGCAAGCAAAUUUUAUCUAUUACAAAGAGCUUUAAAGUUGAGAAUAUUGGACUUCUUCCCAUAACUGUAUCAUCUCUGAAAAUUAAUGGGUAUAAUUGCCAAGGUUAUGGAUUCGAAGUACUGGAUUGUCAUCAGUUUUCUCUGGACCCAAACACAUCCCAUGACAUCAGCAUCAUGUUCACUCCAGACUUCACCUCUUCCUGGGUCAUUCGUGACCUGACUCUUGUCACUGCAGCUGGUCUGGAGUUUCACUUCACUCUCAAUGUGACUCUCCCUCAUCACCUGUUGCCCUUGUGUGCAGAUGUGGUUCCAGGACCCAGCUGGGAGGAGUCAUUUUGGAGGCUCACGGUCGUUUUUGUCAGUUUGUCCCUGCUGGGUGUGAUUUUAGUAGCCUUCCAGCAAGCACAGUACAUUCUUUUGGAAUUCAUGAAAACCAGACAGAGGCAAAACACUAACUCCUCUUCACAGCAAAACAACGGUCCGAUGGAUAUCAUCAGCUCCCAUCCUCACAAAAGCAAUUGCAAGAACUUUCUUGUUACAUACGGCCCCUCUGAUAAAGGCAGAGGGAAGGGCUGCCUUCCAGUGAACACUCCACAAAGCCGAAUUCAGAAUGCCGCCAAGCGGAGCCCGGGCACCUACGGCCAUUCUCAGAAGAAGCACAAGUGCUCCGUAUAUUAUAGUAAACAUAAACCCAGCACGUCUGCAGCCAGCAGUGCCAACACGAGUACAGAGGAAAAACAGACCUCACUCGUGGGCAGCUCCCUAUCUGCUGCUAAAGAAGAUGUUUGCACCGAUGUCAUGGUUGAGAACUGGAUUAGCCUUAAAUACGCAAGUGGCAUGAAUGUCAACUUGCAGAAGAAUUUAACCUUUCCCAAAAACUUACUGAAUAAAGAAGAAAACACACUGAAAAACACAGUUGUUGUCAAUAAUCCUUCUUCAGAAUGUAAUCUGAAGGAGGGAAUACAGACAUGUAUGUUUCCUAAGGAAACUGACAUUAAAACUUCAGAGAACACAGCUGAGCUCAAGGAACAGGAGCUCUGUCCACUGAAGACCUCUAAGAAACUACCUGAAAACCAUUUGCUGAGAAGCUCACCUCAGUAUCACCACUCAGACUUGCCAGAAAUUUCCAGGAAAAACAAUGGGAAUAACCAGCAAGUGCCUGUCAAGAAUGAAGUAAAUAGUUGUGAAACUUUGAAAAAGGUUGACACAAAGUCUUCUUCAGAAAAGAAGAGUCACAAAGCAUCUAAAGAUGUAUGUUCUGAGAAACAGGACGUACCUUCAGUGGAGCAAGAAGAUCCUUAUAGGAAGAAGAAGCUUCAGGAGAAAAAAGAAGGAAAUGUGCAAAAUUUAAAUUCAAAUAAAAGUCGAACGUGUAGAAAAAACAAGAAAAGAGGCACUACUCAGGUCUCAAGGCCUUCCGAACAGAGUGAGCUAAAGCUUAUGUGCAGCGACUUCAAGAGGCCUGAGCUGAGCAGUGACAUUGAUGUACGAAACUGGUGUCUACAGGAAGACAUUAGGGAGGUUUGCAAAGCAGACACUGAGGCUGCAGGCAGCUUCCCGGCCCCACAGCGAGAGGCAGAGGGUUACUACCAGAAGCCUGAGAAGAAGCACGGGGACAAGUUCUGCUCCGACUCCAGCUCCGACUGCGGGAGUUCCUCGGGCAGUGUGCGAGCUAGCCGGGGCAGCUGGGGCAGCUGGAGCAGCACCAGCAGCUCCGAUGGGGACAAGAAGCCCGUGGUGGACGUCCAGCACUUCCUGCCGGCAGGAGACAGUGUUUUACAAAACGAUUUUCCUUCUGAAACUCCCAUCUCCCUGAAUCUUUCUCAUAACAUCUGCAAUCCCACGGAUGUGAAUGGUCUCCUGCAGUAUGAGGAGCCUUCCUGCCCCAGCCUUCCUGCUGGGCCCACGGUUGUUGGAGAAGACCGAGGUCUUUACUCCCCUGGAGACCUGUGGCCCACGCAGCCUGUGUGUCUGACGAGCAGCUUAAACUGCGCCCUGGACAGCAGCACGCCGUGCGUGUUGCAGGAUCCUGCCCCGGUUCACAGCAGUUUCGUCGAUUGGAGCGCAGUGUGUGAAGGCCAGUUUUCCCAUGCGUACUGUCCGUUGGAGGUGAACGAUUACAAUGCCUUUUCAGAAGAAAACAUGAAUUACACGAAUGGCUUUCCCUGUCCCGCGGAAGUUCAGACAGACUUCAUUGAUCACAACUCUCAGUCUUCGUGGAACAGCCCUGCUGCCAUGCCUGCUGCCUGGGGACAUGCCAGUUUCAUCAGCUCUCCGCCCUACCUCACAAGCACCCGCAGCUUGUCUCCAAUGUCUGGACUUUUUGGUUCCAUCUGGGCCCCGCAAAACGACGUAUAUGAAAACUGCUGCCCCAUCAGUCCCACCACGGAACAUUCGACUCACAUGGAAAACCAGGCGGUCAUGUGCAAGGAGUACUACCCAGGGUUCAACCCGUUUCGUGCCUACAUGAAUCUGGACAUAUGGACUACCACGGCCAACAGGAAUGCGAACUUCCAGCUGUCCAGAGACUCGAGUUACUGUGGGAAUGUGUGAAAGAGUUGGAUUCUUACGCAAUGUGAAUAAAGAUGCUUGUGUUUUGGUUACUAGUGUAAACUGGCUGUUGAGAUAGAUUACGACAUUGGUGGAUAUUUUGGCACUUUUAUAUGAAAAUAAAUUUUUUUUAAUGAAA
Carlito syrichta (Philippine tarsier) is the source of this 4720-nucleotide messenger RNA. It is a transcript of the gene TMEM131L, whose product is annotated as transmembrane 131 like. Gene Ontology annotation, cellular component: membrane. The record is from RefSeq and is a predicted model, not a curated record. Bases 202 to 4584 code for a protein of 1460 amino acids. The transcript has 32 exons. Lineage: Eukaryota; Metazoa; Chordata; Mammalia; Primates; Tarsiidae.